AUGUCUUCACGAAUUCCCUUACAAAUGAUGUCAAUGAAUACACCAGAUUAUUCUUCAAUAAUGUAUGAACCAUCAUAUUGUAAUUGUUGUUAUUAUGAAAAUCAAGAUGUAUAUAUGGAAAAUUCUUAUCAAACAUUUGAUGAAAAUUCAAAAGAUUUAAAAAAGAAAUCAACACGUCGUUCGAAACAUAUUCCACAUCAUCUUCGACCACAACAUAUUGUUGAACGACGAAAUCGACGUGAACGAUUACGUGUACAAGAUGUUAAUCAAGCAUUUUAUACACUUCAACAACUUUUACCAUCGGAUUCAAAUUCAACAACAUCAAAUAAUAAUCAAGAACAAAUGGAUGCAACACGAAAUUCAUCUCGUACAUCAAAAGUUUGGACACUUCGAAAAGCAGUGGAUUAUAUUGACGCACUUCAAAAAAUGUUAUAUGAAAAUAAUUAA
Messenger RNA from Adineta steineri, 447 nucleotides. The record is from the annotation of a GenBank genome assembly. NCBI's taxonomy places the organism in Eukaryota, Metazoa, Rotifera, Eurotatoria, Adinetida, Adinetidae.